Messenger RNA from Scatophagus argus, 1129 nucleotides. RefSeq lists its product as uncharacterized. Lineage: Eukaryota; Metazoa; Chordata; Actinopteri; Scatophagidae. The transcript has 4 exons. The coding region runs from base 1 to 810 and encodes 269 amino acids. The record is from RefSeq and is a predicted model, not a curated record.
AUGAUUCGGACGAACUUGUUAUUAUUUGUCUUCGGUUCUUCUGUGUUCAGUUAUACUCCUGUAAUACAGCCGGGAACGACGCACACCUGCCGCCGUACAGCCGGGAUACCACAUCCUCAGCAGCAGCAAUUACCUGAUUAUAAGUGGCCUCAACAGGUGCACCGCGCGCAGGUUUGGUUCGUUUGGCACAUGCGCACAACAACGCAGUCCGUCCAAACACAUCGCUGCGUUCCGCGCCAGCGUUACGCGCGUCACGUCUGUUUAGCUUUGACACAGGUGUUUCUACCUGUUCCUCGUGGGGUGGAUUGGAAGGUCGGAAAGUAUUGGAACGAGGCCAAAAAAACUCCGACCGGAAACGUGUCACACCUGAGGGCGGUGCCCAGGUGGGUUGGGAACGGCGAAGAAGGUGUUGGUCAGGAAGAGGCUCACCUGUCCGGAAGUCUGAAGCGCGUCUCUGCAGCGAGUCUCCAUCAAGCUGAACGGUCCUGGUUGGCGAUGGCCCUGUGUGAAGGUCUCUCCCACUGCAAACUGGCUCUGGCCUUCGCCGUGUUGAUGGACUUGCUGGGAGGAGCCGCUCUGCUGGUGGGGGUCUUCGCCCCGCUGGAGGUCGGAGGACAGGACUUUGGAGACUUACUGGUCUAUACUGGGGCCCUGUUGGUCCUGAUGUCUCUGGCUGGGUGGGUGCUGUGGUACAGCGGGAACAUCGAUGGCCUCACGCCCAAGAAGGAGCUGGGACACAUCAGCAGCGCCGUCGACCGGCUGGCUCGCAACCUCAGCCGCAAGAUCCGCACAUACAGGAGCCACCGCUGAGCCGGCCCGGAAGGCGCCCGGAAGGCUCCCGGAAGGCGUCCGGAGGCCAUUGUGAAAGUGUGCCGCUGCCUCCGUUUGUCAGUAUUAACACGAGACACACACACACCGACUUGACCUCUUAGUGUCACUUCUGCUGCUGAAAUACACUGAACAGUUGGCAGCAUGAAUCAUUUCUGUUAUAAUUGCUGUUCUGUUACGUAGUCGUCCUGUUGAUGUUUCAUUACGAUUAGUGUUUUAUUUUUUAUUUUUUACAGUGUUUUAGAUGAACUAAAGCAGUGGUCUCAUGUUGGAUUUCAAUAAAAGAUGGUUUAUACAUCAA